This is a messenger RNA of Hibiscus syriacus, 1632 nucleotides long. Its product is annotated as GDP-fucose transporter 1-like. NCBI's taxonomy places the organism in Eukaryota, Viridiplantae, Streptophyta, Magnoliopsida, Malvales, Malvaceae. Gene Ontology annotation, molecular function: GDP-fucose transmembrane transporter activity; antiporter activity. The coding region runs from base 398 to 1429 and encodes 343 amino acids. Gene Ontology annotation, cellular component: Golgi apparatus. The record is from RefSeq and is a predicted model, not a curated record. The transcript has a single exon.
AGAAGUGGCUACCUCCCUCAGCCUCGCUGACUGGUGUUUCUGUGACGAUAUUAGCCUAUCAAACAAGCGGAUUCUGCUUUCUAGUACAGCGGUACGCCUCUGCCCACCACUCACCUCCUCAUCAACCACUCAUUUUCGAUCUCAAAGCUUUGUAGGUUAAUUUCCUUAUUCUCCUUUUAAAUCUAUUUUUCCUUUUUGAUUUAGAUUUUGCAGAUCAGUAUCUUAAAUACCCAAAUCCUUAUUUCUCUCGCCCACGAAGUCCUCUUCUUGUUCACACCCUACUAUAAUCUCCGCUAGUUCAUCCAUCAUUAUCAAGUUUCUUUGAGAUAUAUUGAUUUUGUCUUCUCCGUAUUUGUUUUUUUUUUCAACAUAAAAUCAGAUCCUUUCUGAGAGAAAAAUGUCGGCUAUUCGUUUUGAUUCAACUAAGCAAUACUAUGCUACAAGCAGUUUGGUAGUUGGUUAUGCACUUUGUUCAAGCUUACUUGCUGUUAUUAAUAAAUUUGCAAUCACCAAAUUCAAUUACCCAGGUUUGUUAACUGCGUUACAGUACCUAACUUCUGUUUUAGGAGUCUGGGUUUUAGGGAAGUUUGGGUUUUUACAUCAUGAUACUUUCACAUGGGAUACUGCCAAGAAGUUUUUGCCUGCUGCCAUUGUCUUCUACCUUGCGAUCUUCACAAACACCAAUCUUUUGCGUCAUGCCAAUGUUGAUACUUUCAUAGUGUUUAGAUCAUUGACACCCCUUUUGGUUGCCUUAGCUGAUACAACCUUUAGGAGGCAACCGUGCCCUUCGAAGCUGACUUUUAUUUCUCUGUUGAUCAUUCUGGGUGGUGCUGUUGGAUAUGUGGCAACUGAUUCGGCAUUUACUUUGACUGCAUAUUCAUGGGCGUUUGCAUAUUUGGUGACAAUUACUACUGAGAUGGUUUACAUUAAGCAUAUGGUGAUGAAUCUUGGGUUGAACACUUGGGGUUUUGUGUUGUACAAUAACUUGUUGUCCUUGAUGAUGGCACCCAUAUUUUGGGUUUUGACUGGAGAAUACAGUGAGGUUUUUGCUGCUUUGGGAGCCAAUGGUGGGGAUUGGUUUGAACCUGUGGCGUUUACAGCAGUAUCUUUGUCGUGCUUGUUCGGUUUGCUCAUUAGUUUCUUUGGGUUUGCGGCUAGGAAGGCGAUCUCUGCCACGGCAUUUACCGUGACUGGUGUGGUGAAUAAGUUCCUUACAGUUGUGAUCAAUGUGCUGAUUUGGGAUAAACAUGCUACUCUCUUUGGGUUGGUCUGCCUCCUCUUCACACUGGCAGGAGGUGUUCUUUAUCAGCAGUCAGUUACUGGACCGCUACGUGAAUCAACAGCGUCUAGGCAGACAGGUGAUGCCGAUGAGGAGGAUGCUGAAGAGAACCAAGCUAAAAGCGUCUCUGGUAAACAUGCUUCAGUAUGAGAAGUAUUAUUUCUUAUUUUUCCUGGUUUUAGCCGCUAAGAAUACUAUUGGAAUGUGUUAGUCUCUAUUACCCCUAAUUUUGGAAGGAUCUUUUCUGUAUAAGAUCGCACAAUCGUUAUCUAGAAUUUAAACAUGGAUAGAACUUAGUGCUUUAGCAUUUUGGAGAUUUAUAAAUUAUUAUGCUUCGUAUUCAUAGUUGACAA